Messenger RNA from Neolamprologus brichardi, 2704 nucleotides. RefSeq names its product BAR/IMD domain containing adaptor protein 2 like 1a (gene baiap2l1a). The record is from RefSeq and is a predicted model, not a curated record. NCBI's taxonomy places the organism in Eukaryota, Metazoa, Chordata, Actinopteri, Cichliformes, Cichlidae. Gene Ontology annotation, biological process: actin crosslink formation; positive regulation of actin filament polymerization; actin filament bundle assembly. Gene Ontology annotation, cellular component: cytosol; nucleoplasm. Gene Ontology annotation, molecular function: protein binding.
GCCCCUAAAGGCACGGGGAAGUCUCUCGGUGUCCCAGUCAGUUCGUCCGCCGCCGGCUGCACGAGCGUUUCAGCUUGCUCGCGUGCACAGUGUACAGACACGGAGCAGGAUUCGCUGUGGGAUUUAUUACUCGGACCGACACAACUCCUGGAUUACCAAGUGUCUUUUUGUUCUCCGCUUUGUUGUUAUUUUUUUUUUAUAUUAUUUAUAUUGUGUGUAUAUAUAUUUUUAUUUUUUUAUUUUAUUUUUUUAAUUCUGAGCUUAAAAAACAACCUGCGUGAUGGCUCGGGAUCCGGAGCAUGUGAGCAAGCUCACUGAAAGUACUUUUAAGAAUGUAAUGGAGCAGUUCAACCCAGGCCUGAGGAACCUGGUCAACCUCGGAAAGAGCUAUGAGAAAUCAGUCACAGCAAUGGCUCUUGCUGGAAAGGCUUAUUUUGAUGCAGUGUCAAAGAUCGGAGAAACUGCCAUCGUGUCUCCAGUCUCCAGAGAGCUCGGUGUGGUUCUGAUGGAGAUUGCAGAAGCCCAGAAGAAGGUCCAUAAUGACCUGGAAGAUAACUUCAAGAGAUUCCACAGAGAUGUUAUUAUCGAGCUGGAGAAGAAGACAGAGAUGGAUGUCAAAUAUAUGAACGCCACCUUCAAGCGCUAUCAGUCAGAGCACAAGGUGAAACAGGAAUCCCUAGACCGUUCUCAGACAGACCUGAAGAAGCUCAGGAGGAAAAGCCAGGGAAAGCACUCAUCCAAAUAUGACCUCAGAGAGAACGAGUACUUGCAGACUAUCUCAUCACGCCAGAUGGACAUGCAGAAGUUCAUUGCUGACGGCUGCAGAGAGGCUUUGCUGGAAGAAAAGCGACGCUUCUGUUUCCUGGCGGACAAACACUGCAUGUUCUCCGGUCAAAUUAGCAACUUCUAUGAGAACGCCAAAGAAAUACUGUCAGUGAAGAUCCCCACCUGGCAGGAAAAGUGCAGCGACAUCACCAAGGUGCCAGACUCUGUGGUGAGCAUGAUAGAAGGGCUGUCCGUCGUUCCACAACAAUCACCGCUGGUUGAUCACUGUAACAGGGUCAAUGUGGACUCUGGCCCUCCUCCAGCACCACCCCUCAAAGCUCAGUUCAGCCCACUUGCCAACAUGUUUAAUCAAGAGCCCACAUUUCCAUUUAACUCCUCUUCAGACCACAACUCAGAUCAGGGCAGUAUUGGAGAUGGCAGUCUGUCGAGAUCUACAUCCCAGUCAUCUGGUCUGAACGUGAGCAAGAAGUUCCGGGUUAGAACCAUUUUCCCUCACACAGCAGGCAACAACGACACGCUCCUGAGCUUCGAUGAAGGCGACAUCAUCACUCUGCUCAUCCAGGACGAGAAGGACGGCUGGUUGUACGGAGAGCUGGAGAAGACGCAGCAGCGGGGCUGGUUUCCCUCAUCCUAUUGUCGAACUUACACUGAGUCGGUGGUAUCAAAUAGUAGUAAUCUAGGCACGCCGGUGCAUCAUCUUAGUACGAUUAGCCUGCCAGAGACUGAGGAGGAGGAGGAGGAAACAGUGUUGCUGCCACCACCAGACUACAGCGACGACGCCCCCUCCCGCCCAGUCGUCCUCUCAAUGCCUUCGCCAGUAAACACGGUUUCUUUAGUCAAUGGGACUCCAAAGGCUCCUUUUCUUGCAGGAGGGAACCCCUUUGCCAUGGUCAAGCUGAAGCCGACUGUCACAAAUGACAGAUCUGCCCCACUCAUCUAACUCUAAGCUUAUUAGGGUGGUGGGGGGGUUCUUCACCGCUGUUAUGCCUUCAGGGGACUCUUGUACUGGAAUCAUACAACCCCCUCUGCGACACACUGACUAUCUCCCCAACCCAACAUCUCACUAGCCUGCAUGCUAGUUUUUUUUCCUCAGUACCAGCGCGUGUUUUAUCAUCAGCCACCACACGAUAACCCACAUUUGGAGACGCGGGAAUUGUGAAAAACUGUGGACAAAGAAAGUGUUUGGUGUGCUCUUCUGGUUUGAGUUUGUAUAACAAGUAAACAUUCACAACAAAAUGAACAUUUAGACUUCCCUCUGAUCCAUAUCGUUUUAGUAAAAGUAGCAUUUAAAUUGGUGAACGUGUUGCAUUUCCUGUGGCUGCUUUGCAGUGAAAGCCGCCAUGUGAUCUGCAGUGCCAUUAGAAAGUAUUUGCUUUACGUUGUUUACCAGGAACUUAAUAUGACUCCUGAUACUGAGCGGAGACAGAAAACUGUAAACAGUGAGGCUGUUAUCAAAGUAAUCAAAUUGCACUGAAUUGCAGUCAUGCGUCUUUAAAGCAGUCCAGAGAAAUCCACUAGAAGAUUUUCCUCUGUCACUACCAGGAAAAAGUGCACAUACACAGCUCCUCCAAGUAAACAGGUUGAACAACCAUUGAUUUUUACUCCUCAGUCGUGAAAGGCUGAUGGGGUAUUGUUGUCUACAAAAUUGUUACUGAUAUGCUAUUUGGUAGAUGAAGUCUUUGUUUUCAUUUUGGAAUGAACCGGUCUCUCUAUUGCUUUCUAAGACACUCGGUCAGGCUUGUUUCAAUGAAAAAUGAUGAGAUCCAGAUGUAAACCUUUGCUACCUGAUACUGAUGAAACAGACAAGCAUACAGUCUUCCUGACUUGCCAAAAUAUCUGUAUCUUUAGCUCUUUCUUUUUUUUUUACUAGUUAUUUUAGUUUACUUUACUAGUCUACUUUUUUUUUUUUUUUUUUUUU